Molecule: messenger RNA, 1332 nt
Organism: Geodia barretti
Lineage: Eukaryota; Metazoa; Porifera; Demospongiae; Tetractinellida; Geodiidae
Source: the annotation of a GenBank genome assembly
AUGCAGGCACAACUGGUUGAUUCUCUCUCUGACAAGGAAGCUGAACAAGCAGUACUCGGCGCGAUGAUGACCGACAAAUCGGUUAUUCCUCAAGUAAUAACCAAGCUCGGUCAGACCUCUGAUGUGUUUUUCACUGUAGACCAUCAGCUUACCUAUUCAGCUAUCCUUGCUGUAUAUGACCGCGUUAGCAAUGCAGAUCCACUUCUUGUUGCUGAUGAGUUGAAACGAGUGAACCAGUUGAACCGGGCUGGCGGAACAGAGUACCUAUACGAACUACAGGCUCCAAUUGCAGAGACAGAGAGUACAGAGUUUUACGCAGAUAUCCUCUAUGAAAAGGCGACGCGCCGUCGGUUAAUUCGAGCGACCGCUCAGAUUCGCGAGAUGGCAUACGACGAGGGUGUAGGAAUUGCUGAUGUCCUGAAUCAAUCACAGGAAGCGGUCUUCGAUCUUGGCCAGACAGAUACCCAACGCGGGUUUGUCGCCAUCCAUACAUUACUCACAGAGAGUCUUAGCGCGGUUGAAAGCCUGUAUCAGAAAAAAAGUAGAUUUUUAGGGAUACCGACCGGCUUUAUGGAUUUUGACCAUAUGACAUCAGGGCUGCAGCCCGGUAAUCUUGUUAUCAUUGCCGCGCGACCGAGUAUGGGAAAAACAACCUUGGUGCUGAACAUAGCACAGAACAUCGCCCUUGAAGAAAAACGUCCAGUCGCUAUUUUUAGUCUUGAGAUGCCAGCACAGGAUAUCGUCAUGCGGAUGUUAGCCGCCGAAUCUCAGAUUGAUUUUGGGCGGCUCCGAACCGGCAAUUUCAGUGAAGAUAACUGGAAACCGUUGACUGAAGGGGCAAGUCGAUUGGCUGAAGCACCUAUCCUAAUUAACGAUAAUCGUGGUCUUACUGUUCAGAGUCUACGCGCCGAGGGGCGACGCUUAAAAGGCGAACACGGUAAUCUGGCUCUCAUUAUCGUUGACUACCUGCAACUAUUGAGAGGGACUGGUAGAUAUAACGUUCGCGAACAGGAGAUCUCUGAAAUCUCACGUGCUUUGAAAAUCCUCGCGUGGGAGCUUAAUGUUCCGAUUAUCGCUUGUUCGCAAUUGAGUCGUGAGAUUGAACGUCGCCCUGAUAAACGUCCGCAGCUUUCAGAUUUACGGGAGUCCGGGGCAAUCGAACAGGAUGCCGAUCUCGUCGCCUUUUUACACCGAGAUGAUUAUUACGAAGAUGAAGAUGUCGGAGACAGGGUUGAAGCGAACAUCAUGAUUAAGAAGCAGCGUAACGGACCAACCGGAACGGUUAUUCUUUAUUUUACUAAAAAGCAGAUGCGAUUUGAGAACCCCAGUUAG